This is a messenger RNA of Sander lucioperca (pikeperch), 1778 nucleotides long. RefSeq names its product ubiquitin-like modifier activating enzyme 5 (gene uba5). Gene Ontology annotation, biological process: protein ufmylation. The transcript has 12 exons. The record is from RefSeq and is a predicted model, not a curated record. Gene Ontology annotation, cellular component: cytosol; cytoplasm. Bases 152 to 1366 code for a protein of 404 amino acids. Lineage: Eukaryota; Metazoa; Chordata; Actinopteri; Perciformes; Percidae. Gene Ontology annotation, molecular function: UFM1 activating enzyme activity.
CGGACGUAUUUAUGGGAACACACACUCUGACAGCUGAUUUCAGUUGUGAAGACGUGUACUUUCCGCACCGAUUUCUAGUUAAUUUGCAUCAGUAUUAUUUAUAAUAUCACCUACAUUUCAAUUACAUUGUUUAGCGGUAUUUGUUUUCCUAAUGGCGACAGUAGAGGAACUGAAGCUGCGGGUGAGAGAGUUGGAAAAUGAAUUGAUAAAGUGUAAGCAGAAGCAGUGUGCAAUGGAGGAUUCUCAAAGCCAGGAACUCCACAGACCGAAGAUUGACAAAAUGAGCGCCGAAGUUGUGGAUUCCAACCCAUACAGUCGUCUAAUGGCUUUAAAGAGAAUGGGCAUCGUGGAAGAUUAUGAGAAAAUCCGGACAUUCACAGUUGCUGUGGUUGGUGUUGGGGGAGUUGGCAGUGUGACAGCUGAAAUGCUCACUAGAUGUGGCAUUGGUAAGUUGCUUCUUUUUGACUAUGAUAAAGUAGAGCUGGCCAAUAUGAACAGAUUGUUCUUCCAGCCUCACCAGGCAGGCCUCAGCAAAGUGGAAGCUGCAGAACACACACUCAGGAACAUAAACCCAGAUGUGUCAUUUGAGACCCACAACUACAAUAUCACCACAUUGGAAAAUUUUACACAUUUUAUGGAGCGCAUCAGUUACGGAGGGCUAGAAGAAGGGAAGCCGGUGGAUUUGAUCCUGAGCUGUGUGGACAACUUUGAGGCUAGGAUGGCCAUUAAUACAGCCUGUAAUGAACUAGGUCAGAUCUGGAUGGAGUCUGGUGUCAGUGAGAACGCUGUGUCGGGGCACAUCCAGCUCAUCAUUCCUGGAGAAACGGCGUGCUUCGCUUGUGCUCCUCCACUGGUGGUGGCAGCUAACAUCGAUGAGAAGACCCUGAAAAGGGAGGGUGUGUGUGCUGCCAGCUUACCAACAACAAUGGGCGUGGUCGCAGGCCUUCUGGUGCAAAAUGUCCUCAAGUAUCUGUUGAAGUUUGGCACGGUCAGUUAUUAUCUUGGCUACAAUGCCAUGCAGGACUUCUUCCCCACCAUGGCCAUGAAAGCCAACCCCCAGUGUAAUGACCGCUACUGCAGGAUACAACAGGAAGAGUACAAGAAAAAAGAAGCAGAGAGGCCAAAGGUUGAAGUUGUACAGGAAGAGGAGGAGGUGGUCAUACACGAGGACAAUGAAUGGGGUAUUGAACUAGUAUCAGAGGUGACUGACGCAGAGUUACAGGCUGCAUCAGGCGAUGUGCCUGACCUACCAGAAGGCAUUACUGUGGCUUACACCAUUCCAGCUGAGGAUACAGCAAUUGGGGAGACAGUGGGGGAGACUGAACAGAGCCUAGAAGAAUUGAUGGCUCAGAUGAGAAAGUUGUAGGCAACAAUCUGAAGAUGCUAUUCAGAUAAGACAUGCCUUUUCUCACAUGUCGAUUCCAUUGCUUCUUCGAUAACAAGCAUCCUCAUGAAAAAGCCAAUCAAUGUCAAAUAAACAGUUACAGAAUGAAUUCUUCUAACAGCUAAAGGACGAAAAUGCAUGAAACAUGCUUCUAUGACAUUUCACACAACAAAAAAUACAACUUCUAAUGAAAUGUCUGUAAACCUAGGAUAAUAUCAUUGUUAGUGCAUUAACAUGUGUCACAAUGUGUAUUUUCUACGGUUUUGAUUAGUAAAUGAAAGUCCUUACCUUUUUAAUGUAUGUGUCAUUCACUCAGCUUUAAGAAAACCUCUGCAGCAACACAUUUAAACGUUUAAGUUGCCUCAAUAAAGUAUUUAUUAGAUGGAAUACAAUC